This is a messenger RNA of Aspergillus versicolor CBS 583.65, 1179 nucleotides long. RefSeq lists its product as uncharacterized. NCBI's taxonomy places the organism in Eukaryota, Fungi, Ascomycota, Eurotiomycetes, Eurotiales, Aspergillaceae. The transcript has 5 exons. The record is from RefSeq and is a predicted model, not a curated record. Bases 1 to 1179 code for a protein of 392 amino acids.
AUGGCCAACCCAACCCCAAAUGGCCCAUUCCAGGUAUUAACAGGAAGCAAUCGUGGGCCUCUAAUUACACUAGUAUCGAUUACUUUCCUGAUUGCCGCCAUCAUCUUUGUCCUUGCCAAAAUCGGGUCUGCGAUUUACUUUAAACAGCGGCGGACGGCCCUCAACACGCCCGUAUGGAUUGCUUUGAUCAUUGCCAUUAUUCAAGUUGUCGUUCUGCAAAAAGCCGUCGAUAAUGGACUGGGAAGACACCAGGUCCGACUCAACGGGGAUGCCCUCGAGACAGCGAGCAAGUUUGCAUUCGCUGCGCAAAUACUACUAAUUCUGGUCCUCUCGCUAUCAAAACUGUCAACAAUCCUGCUGGUCUGGAAGUUGACGCCGAACAACAGCCUCCGUCGAACCUGCACCAUCACCGCCGGAGUCAUUCUCGUAUGGACUGUAUUCUCCAUAUUCGCGAUUGCCUUCCAGUGCCAGAUGCCGAAAUCCUGGUUGUAUACGCCAGGGCGUUGCGCUGGAGAGGGUGCGCUGUUCUAUCCGAUCGGGGUGUUGAAUAUCCUUACAGAGCUGAUCCUCGUCGGUCUGCCAUUCGCAAUGAUGCGCAGUGUGCAAAUGGCAUUGAACAAGCGGGUGAAGAUCCUGGGAUCGUUCUCUACACGGCUAUGUGUCGUCGGCCUCGCAGUCGCCCAUGUAGCCCUUCUACCAUCAUUCACGCACUCAACAGACGUCUCAUGGGACAGCGUAAACUGGCAAAUAACCGGGCAAGCGAUGAUGCUAACCUCCAUCAUAAUCGCCUGCGUGCCCACGCUCUACCACAUCUUCGCUGGCCUGCACUCCGGCUUAACAACAACACAGAUUCCCGACGGGGUGGAACUGAGACGGACCAAGACAAGCACAUACAUAAAUCAGACCUCGUCAUCCGGCGGAAGCAAAUCGCGGGGGAGGUCCAGGGAUAGACGGCGUGAAUCGCCUUUUAACCCUGAAGACGGCGCGGUUGUCACGGAGAUUUCGUCCCUACCGAACAGAAACCACAACCGCAGUCGCAAUGGCGAUUAUGGAAGACGGUCGAGUUCGAGUGAUGGAAAUGAGAGUACGAGGCAUUUGACAAUGGAGGGUAAACAGGGGGGUGUGAUGAGGACGGUGGAUAUCACGGUGGAAGUAGAGGACCAUCGGGGUUCUCUCUAG